This is a messenger RNA of Dioscorea cayenensis subsp. rotundata (Guinea yam), 995 nucleotides long. RefSeq names its product heat stress transcription factor B-4b-like. Lineage: Eukaryota; Viridiplantae; Streptophyta; Magnoliopsida; Dioscoreales; Dioscoreaceae. Gene Ontology annotation, molecular function: RNA polymerase II cis-regulatory region sequence-specific DNA binding; DNA-binding transcription factor activity. The transcript has 2 exons. Gene Ontology annotation, cellular component: nucleus. Bases 25 to 834 code for a protein of 269 amino acids. Gene Ontology annotation, biological process: regulation of transcription by RNA polymerase II. The record is from RefSeq and is a predicted model, not a curated record.
UGUGUGUGAGUGAGAAACAAAGGAAUGGCAUUCAUGGUGGACAAGUGUGGAGAGAUGGUGGUCAAUAUGGACUCUCACAAGACAGUUCCAGCUCCAUUCCUCACAAAAACAUACCAACUUGUUGAUGAUCCUCUCACCAAUCACAUUGUUUCUUGGGGUGAAGAUGACACCACUUUUGUUGUUUGGAGACCUCCAGAGUUUGCCAGAGAUCUCCUCCCUAACUACUUCAAACACAACAAUUUCUCUAGCUUUGUCAGACAACUCAACACUUAUGGAUUCAGGAAGAUAGUAGCAGAUAGAUGGGAGUUUGCCAAUGAAUUUUUUAGAAAAGGAGAGAAACAUUUGCUUUCAGAAAUUCAUAGAAGGAAAACUCCACAGAUAUCUCAGCAGUUUCAACAAGAAGAUCAUCAGAUAGCAACUUGGAUUGAUUGUCCGGUGCCGCUGCCCGGUGGUGAUACUGAUUAUAUAUCGGCUUUGUCGGAGGAUAACCGGAGACUGAGAAGAAGGAAUUUGGUGCUUUUAUCUGAGCUUAAUCAUAUGAAGAAGCUUUACAAUGAUAUCAUUUAUUUUCUUCAGAACCAUGUUAGUCCUGUGGUUCCUGCUUCUUCUCCUUCCGGAAGGUUGAUGGAGAUUGGUGAUCAUGAUGAUCAGUUGCAAUGCUUUAAAAAGCCGAGCUCGAGCUCGAUAUCGAUUGCCGGAGAGAGUGCUGAUGGUGCUGCUUUUAAGCUCUUUGGAGUUCAUCUUCAUGGUAAGAAGAAGAGGUUGCACCAGGAGGCUAGUACUCAUGUUGAAGAUCAUCAAGCUCAGUGUCAUUUGAUCUCUAGAUUCACAUAGUUGUGUAUAUUUGUUUGAUUCCUCAUUCCAGAAUCCAGAAUCCAGAAUCAAGAAUCAAGAAUGUUUCUUUGCCUUAAUCUCUCUUUCUCUUUUGAGGAUUUCUCAUCAACAUUAACUUUCUCUUUGUAUUUUUAGUGCAUUGAUUCUUCUUGUCUCCUCAC